UCUUUGCCGAGAUGGUGACGGAUGUCCAUACCAAAACGACGUCCCUACAUACAACAAUAUUUACAGAAACAAACAGUUUCACGGAGAAACCUCCGAUAGGGAUACACUCACCAAGAACUGAUGAACCAAAGAGAAAUGAUGAAACUGAGCCUGCUUCAGGAAGAACUGCAGAGUCAAAUGUAAUAAAUAAUGGGCUUGGAGAAUUAAAUCAACAUCUUGCAAUCUCGAAUCCCAAAGAUGAUAACCUAUUAGGAUUUCUUCCGAAAAAUAACGGACACUUUACAACAUCUACAGAUUCAAAUAUGUUUGGGCUUGGAGAUCGAUUUAAAACUAACGAAGGACGUUUUCCGAUAAAUAACGAACAAUUUACAAAAUCAACGUCGUCAACAAAAGAGAAACUACCACAUCUCAGCACAGAUAAAACUUCGUUUGUCGGUUCAGCACUUGAUCAUAUGACGAAUAAAGUCAAGCAGUCCAGUCGACGUGCUAAGCAAAUGUUUAAUGCGGCUUUUGACUCAUUGAAAAGACUAACACCGAAAGCUAAGUCAUUAUACGACAAAUUUCAAAAAGCUUCAGAUGAGUCGCCCCUGAAGUUAACAGAAUUAACAGAAAACGACGCUACACGUCUUCUCUCCCAGCUUGCAGAUUUAUCAUUAGAGAUGCAGGAAAAACUGACCAGAUUGCAAGAUCUAUCGAGUUUAACAACCGAAGAGUUAAAGGCUUUACCAACAGACAUCAUUCCAGCACUGGCGGGUAGAGUAAUGGAUUAUGUGACAAAUUUAACAGCUAUUCAGCUAGAAGUCCUUUGUGACAAACUGAUGGAACAAAUUUCUCAUCCGAGAAACCUACGUAGAGCUCUGGAUGCUGGAAUCAACUGCUAUGAUAUGCUCGACAAAAUCAACUUCAAGGAAUAUCUCCCUAAAUCGACAGUGAUGAUGAAACAUAUUCGGAAAAGAAUGCCCCCAUCUACAUGGACAAGUCAGAAGUUGGCUGAGGUAGUCCGCUUUCUCGGAAGUGCACUGUCAGAGGACGAUAUUGAAGAAAUUCCGGUAGCAACCAUCAGAAACAGUCUGAGCGAUAUUUCCCGUGCACAUAUUCCCACGAAAUCCGUCAGGUAUAACCUAGUGAAGAAGUUGAUGGGAGAAUACAGUUCGCCGACGAUGUGGCCCGAGGAUUUCCUUGCGAGCAUGGGUCGUCUGCUAGAAGACAUAAGCGUGCAGCAACUUGUGUUGUUGCGGCAUGGCGCGGUUGCCAAUGUAGCACAAACACUGACAGACGCGGGAAUACAGAAGGAUGUAACACGGAUCGCAUUAGUAAAGAACAUGGAACGUGCAUUAAGAGCAGCCCCACGUGGAGAAACGAUAGCCAAGAUAAUACCGUGGCUGAAGACAAAUGUGAACUUUAUGAAAAAUGUAGAUAUAACAGAUCUCCUUCAAGCUUUGUCAACUGUCAGUGUCACAUUCACUGCUGCUGAGUCAAACAUGGUGGCGGAACGUUUAGAAGAGCAACUGACCACUUAUGAAGAAGCUAUGGAUAAGAAUGAAACGGAAUAUCUUGUUGAUGCCAUCGCGAGAUUUGCUGACGGAUUUGAUAUGGCAUACUUAGAAACAUUGGCCGAUGAAGCAUUUCCUAAAAUUUGUAUAAAGAUGUCUCCAGUUAGGUCUAGACCUAAGUCAAGGCUGUUUCUUAGAAAGCUGAAAUCAACACAGAAUACGAAACUGAGAGCACCUGAAAUAGGAACUCUUUUCAAUGGUAUUAAUUUAGAAGACGUAGAUGAAAUGUCUACAGAUGAGAUAAUCGACGCAUUACCUGCUAUUAAAGAUCUACAUCUGCCAAUGUACUUGGAAAGAAAAAUUGCUAAGAAGAUUGCUGCUAAGGUAUUAACGUACAAUGAUGGUGGCACUGAUUGCAGUAACAGCUUUCACCGCCUUGGUAACCUUGCCAAACACGUACGGCCAAAAUUGAUUUCAGAGGCGAUGGUGACGCCUAUUGUCACUUUUUCCAGCGAGUGUGAUCACAGCUAUGAUGACAUAAAAUUUACCAAAGCUCAGGUUUAUGCAAUAGUCGACAACACCAGGAAGGUACUAAAUCCCCUGCAAGUGCAAGCAGACGACGAAAUCUCUGUGUUUUCAUCCUCUGAAAUCAAAAAGUUAGGAAGGCUGGCACGUGGUUUGACAGCAGAUGACAUCGAAGGACUACCACUUGAUACUGAUUUACUCUCCAUUAUUGAAAUCCUGUCCGAGUAUGAAAAUGAUCUUGAUUCCAGUCAGGUAGAAGCAAUAGCGGAUAAGAUCCGUGAAUAUUUCGAUAUUGCCAACAGCAAUGAACUGACAGAGGUGGAUGAUAUCACUGUGUUACAGAUUGGAAGGUUCUUGCAAUACCUUAAUUCUGAUUUCGAGCUAACAAAGUUCCCAAAGCAUCUACGCCCAUUGAUUUCCAGAGAAAUGGGGAAAUCUUCAUUGUUGAAGAUUUCAAACAGAAAAAAACAAGCGCUCUUACAUUUUGCUCUGGAAAAUACGAAGUUGCCGAAUAGUGACGAGCUGACAGAUAUGACACGUGUGUCUGAGAUAGACGAGAAUGUUCUCAUGGAUCUUGGUAACCUGAGAUGUGGACUCACAGUGGAUCUCAUUAAGAAGCUGACUAAAGAAGCAAUGGAAGUUCAUCUCGAAGAUAUUCAGGCGUGUCCACUGAAGGAACGGGAGGCUGAAGCUGUAGUAACGAAGGCUUUGAGCCACAAUAUCAAUAUUCUACAUUAUCGGGAACAGAUGGCAACCAUGGGAGCGUUGUUACUCCACUUGAAAGAAUCUGACAUGGCUAAAAUUAAAGACAACGAGCUCGCCGAAAUUACGGAGUAUGUCGCUAAAUCAACUGAUAACGUUGACGUUACUGUUAGAACCAUCGAAAGAAAUGGUUAUAUAAGAGAAUGGACGGCAUCAGAUAACAUACGUCACGACAGAAAGAGGAAACGUUUAAUUCAACAUACAUAUAAAGCAAUGGCCAAAGCUUUUGGGUCAGGAAAGUGCCAUGAAUUGAUGAGACUAGGUGAGACUGGUAAACAUGUUGCUGACCUGGUUGAUGUCUCGCAGUUAAAAAGAUGUAUAGAUCAUAUAGGGAGCAUAGACUGGGACCCGGACACCGCUAGAAUGUUGCUCGAUAGAAUCUCUGAUUUUCAGAAAUGGGGAACCUUCAAUCAGAGGAAUGUGAAAGAAAACUCCGAUUACCUUUUGGAGAUUGUACCAUCGUUGAUCGUAGGUCUAUCUGAGGACGAGAUUUCCAUGCUAAAUCUGACCAGUCCUGAUGCAAUGGCUGCCUUAGGCGGCGUAGACGGCUUCACAGAACGACAAUUAGAGAGCGGUUUUGAAAACUGGCUAUCUCAGAGGCGUGAUAAAACCAUGUUAUCUGAUGAAGACAUAUCUAACCUGCAGGCAUUUGUAUGUGGUGCUUCACCAGAUUACAUUAACUCCAAUGUAGAAGAAAUGGUUGUCAAAGAUAAUAUGGAUGUUUUGGGAAAGAAUGUUGGAAAAUGUAACCGAGACAAGCUGACUGCCUACGCAAAGAAACUUUCCUCUGUCCUUGGUGAGAGGAGUGGGACUUGGCCGAUACACGAUAUUGUUGACAUGGGAUCUCUUGUUGGAGGUCUUUCAAAUCGAGACCUGGCGUCCUUAACAAAGAGUCAAAUCAGAGUCAUUGAGCCAGAAGUAAUAUCUCUUAUGCCACCGGAGAAAGUUAAGGAUUUCACAGAAGAACAGCUAGGACAUAUGACAGCUAACCAGGUGAAUGCAAUAACCUCAAUGCAAAGGUCAUACAUGAGCCAGGAGCAGAUGGACGCAAUCGGCGUCAUCAAUGACGUCGUUAACGGUAGCGUUUCCAUGGUGCCCUUCAAUUAUACAGUGCUGACAAUUGUUCUCGCCACGCUGAGACAAGUCCUCGUCUUUGUCAUAUUAUAAGAUCAUCACAGAUGCUCUUUUAUUCUAUACUAACAUCGUCAACGGAUAGUUCUGGUCCCCAUAUGCUAUGGAUAUUGACAAUAUCAUUUCAAUGUUCAAAGUCCAAUUCCCCAUUGUCAUCUUCUUAUGCACAAACUGGUCCACUUUGUUCUCGUCAUGUGAUACAUUUUGUAUUAUCAAAUCAGAUAAUUACGGUCUUAAAUUCUUUUUAUUAAACCCAAUCCCUUCUCAUUUUCAGUCUUCAUCUACUAGUAUGUCAGUUUCAAUACAGACAGCGGUGCAUUUAUCUAGUUUCAAUACAGACAGCGGUGCAUUUAUCUUAUUUGGAACAACAGCAUAUGGCGACAUUAUCAUGCGUCUACUUGUAUCGUUAAAACAAAUUUAUUUUUGUCUAUAUCUGCUUUAUAUUGUACCCCAGUUUGGACGUUUACAUACAGAAGUCGUUCACUUGUUUUGUAUGAUUACUUCAAAGAAACAUGACCUCGCUUGAAUUUUUCUUCAGUCACAUCAAUCCAUAAAAGUCCGUAUCUAUGGACUUUUUACCAUUAUCUUCAUUGCAAAGUGUUUUGAUGUUUAAUGAUGUCUGUCAGCUGGAAUGCUUACAUUUUAGCUCAACUAUUCAAAGAAUAGGUAGAGCUAUUGGACCCACCCAUGCGUUGGCGUCUGCGUCCGUCUCGGUGUCGGCAUCCCGAUAUGGUUAAGUUUUUGUAUGUAAGCUAGUAUCUCAGUAACAACUUGAGGGAAUGGAUUGAAACUUCUGACACCUAUUUACAGUGAUAAACUAACUUACACUGCACAGGUUCCAUAACUCUGUUUUGCUUU
Messenger RNA from Mercenaria mercenaria, 4769 nucleotides. RefSeq lists its product as uncharacterized. The record is from RefSeq and is a predicted model, not a curated record. Gene Ontology annotation, cellular component: cell surface. The transcript is spliced from 24 exons. NCBI's taxonomy places the organism in Eukaryota, Metazoa, Mollusca, Bivalvia, Venerida, Veneridae. The coding region runs from base 12 to 3947 and encodes 1311 amino acids. Gene Ontology annotation, biological process: cell-matrix adhesion.